This is a messenger RNA of Protopterus annectens (West African lungfish), 3266 nucleotides long. It is a transcript of the gene STAT3, whose product is annotated as signal transducer and activator of transcription 3. The coding region runs from base 427 to 2820 and encodes 797 amino acids. Gene Ontology annotation, biological process: regulation of transcription by RNA polymerase II; response to peptide hormone; regulation of cell population proliferation. The transcript has 25 exons. The record is from RefSeq and is a predicted model, not a curated record. NCBI's taxonomy places the organism in Eukaryota, Metazoa, Chordata, Ceratodontiformes, Protopteridae. Gene Ontology annotation, molecular function: RNA polymerase II cis-regulatory region sequence-specific DNA binding; DNA-binding transcription factor activity, RNA polymerase II-specific.
CAAUCCUUCCGUAAACAGCGCAAUAAAACAAUAAUUUAUGUUUGCGAGCCGUAAUACUUGUCCUGUGAUUGGGAGUUAUGGUUGUCAUUCAUACAUUUCAAUUGUCGAGAUUUAGUUGUUCCGCGGAGUUGUCAGAGUUAGUGGUACGGACUUUUAUGUUAAGUUUUUAGUACGAUCAUUUAGUACUGGUGAGCAGUUUAGGGGGUCUGUUGCAACUUAGCCUCUGAAAUAGUGACAUAUUUUGUCCGUGUCGAUUAUUCCCUCACUUACUGGUAUGUUUUAAUUAUCGUUGUCUGAGGUGUUUGCCAAUGGUUGAGACAUAUUUUUUCAGCAUCUGACGUUUUGGGUUGCGUGUUUUAUUGCCGGAACCAGGAGCAGAGUGGUGUACAGUUGCACGCUGUUCAGGGUAACAAAGCUUGUGAUAGAAUGGCACAGUGGAAUCAAUUACAGCAGUUGGACACCAGGUACUUGGAGCAAUUGCAUCAGCUUUACAGUGACAGCUUCCCCAUGGAACUGCGGCAGUUUCUGGCACCGUGGAUAGAGAGCCAAGACUGGGCAUAUGCUGCAAGUAAAGAAUCCCAUGCCACCUUGGUAUUUCACAACCUGCUUGGAGAAAUUGAUCAGCAGUACAGUCGCUUUUUGCAGGAAUCUAAUGUUCUGUACCAACAUAACCUAAGAAGAAUCAAGCAAUUCCUUCAGAGCAAGUACCUCGAGAAGCCAAUGGAAAUAGCAAGGAUUAUUGCUCGGUGCCUUUGGGAGGAAAAUCGACUUCUUACUACUGCUGCUGUUGCUGCUGAGCAACCAGGUGGCCAGGGAGCUCAUCACACAGCAGCUGUAGUGACAGAAAAACAACAAAUAUUGGAACAGCAUUUACAGGAUGUGCGGAAAAGAGUACAGGAUCUGGAACAGAAAACAAAGAUGGUGGAAAAUUUGCAGGAUGAUUUCGAUUUCAAUUACAAGACUUUAAGAAGUCAAGGAGACAUGCAAGAUUUAAAUGGGAAUAACCAGGCAGUGACAAGGCAAAAGAUGCAACAGCUGGAGCAAAUGCUGACUGCAUUGGAUCAAAUGAGACGGCAGAUAGUGAGCGAUUUGGCCGCACUUCUUUCUGCAAUGGAAUAUGUGCAAAAAAUCUUGACUGAAGAGGAGUUAGCAGAUUGGAAGAGAAGGCAACAGAUAGCUUGCAUAGGAGGACCACCCAAUAUCUGUCUCGAUCGACUAGAAACUUGGAUAACUUCUUUAGCAGAAUCACAGCUUCAGAUUCGCCAGCAGAUCAAAAAGCUGGAAGAAUUGCAGUCAAAGGUGUCUUACAAAGGUGAUCCCAUUGUUCAGCAUCGACCAAUGCUGGAAGAAAGAAUUGUCGAGUUGUUCAGGAAUUUAAUGAAAAGUGCAUUUGUAGUCGAAAGGCAACCUUGUAUGCCUAUGCAUCCUGAUCGCCCCCUGGUUAUCAAAACAGGAGUACAGUUUACUACAAAAGUCAGGUUACUUGUCAAGUUUCCAGAACUAAAUUACCAGCUUAAAAUCAAGGUUUGCAUUGACAAGGACUCUGGAGAUAUAGCUUCACUUCGGGGGUCAAGGAAGUUUAACAUAUUAGGAACAAACACAAAGGUGAUGAACAUGGAGGAGUCAAACAGUGGUAGCUUAUCUGCUGAAUUCAAACAUUUAACCCUAAAGGAGCAGAGGUGUGGCAAUGGUGGUCGAGCCAAUUGUGAUGCUUCUCUGAUUGUUACUGAAGAGCUCCAUCUCAUUACGUUUGAAACUGAAGUUUAUCAUCAAGGUUUGAAAAUUGAUUUAGAGACACAUUCGUUACCAGUUGUGGUCAUAUCAAACAUCUGUCAGAUGCCAAACGCUUGGGCAUCCAUCCUGUGGUAUAACAUGCUGACUAAUAACCCAAAGAAUGUAAACUUCUUCACUAAACCCCCAGUUGCUACAUGGGAUCAGGUGGCAGAAGUUCUGAGCUGGCAGUUUUCUUCUACUACGAAACGAGGUCUCAGUAUUGAACAGCUAACAACAUUAGCUGAAAAACUACUAGGACCUGGUGUCAAUUAUUCUGGAUGUCAGAUAACUUGGGCCAAGUUUUGUAAGGAAAACAUGGCAGGCAAAGGUUUCUCUUUCUGGGUAUGGCUAGACAACAUCAUAGAUCUUGUGAAAAAAUACAUACUGGCUCUUUGGAAUGAAGGGUAUAUCAUGGGUUAUAUCAGUAAAGAACGGGAAAGGGCUCUUCUCAGUACCAAGCCACCUGGUACCUUCCUACUAAGAUUUAGUGAAAGCAGUAAAGAAGGAGGCAUUACUUUCACGUGGGUUGAAAAAGAUAUCAAUGGGAAAACACAGAUCCAGUCUGUGGAACCAUACACUAAGACCCAACUUUCCAGUAUGUCAUUUGCUGAAAUUAUCAUGGGGUACAAGAUUAUGGAUGCCACCAAUAUCUUGGUAUCCCCUCUCGUUUAUUUAUAUCCUGACAUACCUAAAGAGGAAGCAUUUGGGAAAUUUUGUCGAGCAGAGAAUGCAGAGCUGCCUGAUGCAGGAGAUCCAGGUAGUGGACCAGCCCCAUAUCUGAAGACAAAGUUCAUUUGUGUGACACCAAGCCCAUCAGCUGGGAGGACUAACAUCCAUGAUCCCUUUUUGCUGCAGUCCUUUACAGAAAUCAGUCAACUGGAUCAGCUGACAAACAGUGGAAACACAAGUGAACUUUUUCCAGUGUCUCCACGCACACUGGAUUCAAUUAUUCACAGUGAUAUUUCAGAUGUGAAUGCAGAAAGACCUCUUGAUUCGCUUUCUUUUGACAUGGAAUUAGCCUCUGAUUGUGCUGCCUCACCAAUGUGAAACUCUGGAUCACAAAUCUGAGCAUCAUAUCACAGUAUACUUUGCAACAGCAUCUCCUCAGUAUUGUAGAUCUAAAUUCUAAGCAUUUUUCCUGAGUGGUGGUUUAUUCUGUUUACUGUGCUGUGUACACCUUUUAUAGUGCCUUUUCAUCUAAGGACUCUCAAGACAUUUUAAAGGACAUUAAAAUAGUGACAUUGAUUCCUGAGGUAGUCCAGUCAUAUAUAACAUGAAUGUCUUUUUUUUAAUAUUGAGUUCCUUUUUCCUGGUUGAUUGUAAGGCCUUUACCUAAGACUGCUUUUUUGCACAAGCAACUUUUUAUUUCCAGAUGGUUAAAACUACAUUUGUGAAUUAGAUUUAUGUAUUAUUCAUAUUUGUGGCAUAUGACUUGUAUCUUUCUGAUGAAAAUGGAAACCUCUAAUGUCUCUAAAUACACUCAUCUACAUCCA